Dovyalis caffra is the source of this 525-nucleotide messenger RNA. The record is from the annotation of a GenBank genome assembly. NCBI's taxonomy places the organism in Eukaryota, Viridiplantae, Streptophyta, Magnoliopsida, Malpighiales, Salicaceae.
AUGAAGGGUUUGACACAAUACAAAGACCAUCUCGAUCGUGUGAUGAUAACAGUUGAGGUCGUUCUUACCGAUUCGAAAAGUCGAGCAGGUAUCCCCUUGAUAAUUGCGAGCAAAACAUUUGUAAGUCAAGGCGGCUCAACGCAAACAAUUGAAAGAUCAAUGACAAAAUCUUUUCGCCGUCUCGAUCGUGUGUUGAUAACAGUUGAGGUCGUCCUCACCGACUUGAGCAGUCGAGUACUCGACAUGCAGCUACUUCUUGUACAAGACAAAAAUAUGACGUCUGUUAGAAAUAAUAUAGCAGUCGAGGGAGAUAUAUCGAACCGUCCAGCUAAUUGUUUCAUUGACAGGGCACCUAGAGAGGAAUUUAUUAGAGUGUACGGAGAUUAUAAUGCCUUAAGGAAGCUGUGCCAAAUUGGGAUUGAAAGCAUCUGUCCUCCAGUCCAGAGGGACACAUUUAUAAGAAUGAUGAUAUUAAUGGUGAUUUCUCUGCGUCGUCUUUGCAAAGGUACCAAAGUUCGGAACUAG